AGCCGUUCAUACCUAAUUCCCUUCCAAGUAACCUCAUCCAUUUCUCUUGCCUACCACAAACUCAAACACAGACAAUACACACACAUGAAAAAUUCUAUCUUCUCAAAAACUCAAGUGUUCUCUCCCUCUCGAUACAAUUCACGCACACACACACUGUAUCCCUCUUCUCCUACAUAUGAGAAACCCUAAACCUCCUGAUUCAUCCUAAAUUACCACCCGACACCCCCUAUAUUUUCUGAUUUAAUGGAUGCCACCACCAGAUGGUGGUGGCGUGUGGCGGCGAGAUCAGAGCGAGAGAGUGAGAGAGAGCAGAAAGAGAGGGAACGACAGAGUAAACGGAGAACCAACCAAACACCGGUCGAUCCCUGGCGGCCGGAAAAACGUGGCGACGUACCGACGACAUACCGCUUUUCCGGCCAUAUGAUGCCGAUGUGUUUGAAGACGAGGAUGAUAUUGAUGGGGGGAGGGGGGUGGUGUUGGCCGACGGCGGCGCUCACCGCCGGAGCCAUGCUGUCUACGGCAGUGGCGGUAAUGGUGGUGGUUUUAUUCACGUUUCAAGUUUGUGGGUUGGUUCAAGUUCAAUCAAGUGUCGGUUCGGGUGACAUCUCGGGUCUUGGUUCGGUUCGGUUCAACAAGACAGGUUACGGGCCAAACUUAGUCCACCUCAGGUCACGAUUUGGUUCGGUCAGAUUUCAGUUCAGAUUACGGUUCAGGUCAGUUUUGGGUGGUUCUCGUUCACGACACGGUCAAAAUUAGUCGACGAAAGUCAACUGGCCAAACCCCAGUCAACGGCAGUCAACUGUCGGGUCAACUGGUCAAACGCAAGACGCGGUAAAAGUUUAAACGACACGAAAAUUCUCUUUAUCUAUUUCGUUGUUAUGAAAAGUUAUAGUUAUACGCGACCGAGCUCGACCAGAAUCGAUAUUAGUUUACUUUUGAUAUACUUUGACAAGAAUCUUAUAUAUAUUGUUACAGUGUUGAGUAAUUGAUUGAAUUUUGAAAAUAAA
Molecule: messenger RNA, 1007 nt
Organism: Helianthus annuus (common sunflower)
Lineage: Eukaryota; Viridiplantae; Streptophyta; Magnoliopsida; Asterales; Asteraceae
Exons: 2
Coding region: 244-756 (170 amino acids)
Source: RefSeq, a predicted model, not a curated record